Peronospora belbahrii is the source of this 732-nucleotide messenger RNA. Lineage: Eukaryota; Oomycota; Peronosporomycetes; Peronosporales; Peronosporaceae. The record is from the annotation of a GenBank genome assembly.
AUGUCGAAAUGGAGCAAGAAAAACCGCGCACCUGCAGGCUUCGAGUACAUUCAGCCAGUAAUGGAUGCACUGGAGAGAGAACUUCGAGAAAAGAUGAAUGAACCACAUGAGGGAAAACGACAGUGUGAAGCGCUAUGGCCAGUGCAUCAGAUAAAUUGGCAACGCAGUCGUUAUGUGUACGAUAUGUUUUACAAGUAUCACAGGAUCUCCCGAGAGGUGUACGACUACUGUGUACGUUGUAAAUUAGUUGACGCGAAUUUGAUUGCAAAAUGGAAGAAACCGGGCUAUGAGCGACUGUGUAGUACGUUUGCUAUCAAUACAAAGAACUACAAUUAUGGAACAGUCAGUAUUUGUCGCGUUCCAAGACAACAGCUCUCGGAAGGACAGAUGGUCCAGGAAAAACACAGUGGCUGUAGAGGUUGUGCGUCUGGAUCUGGAGGAUAUCAUAAUAUCUUUGGCAACAAGUAUGGACAGUAUUUGGCCAGGAUUCAGAUUGCUAGGGAGGAGAAGAAGGAGACGGAAAAACAAGUCUGGGCGACGAAGGAAGAGGAGGAGGAGUGUGAAGAAGAAGAAGAAGAGAGUGGAAAGGAAAAGAAGAGACAAAGAGGAGAAUCUAGUGAAAGCGAUUCGAGUGAAGAGAGUGAAGGCGGUUUGAUUGGAGAGAGUGAAAGUGAUGACGAAGAGACGAAAGAGUCGGAAGCACUGUCCAAGAAGCACAAAGCCGAUAAGUAA